GCUUCCUUAAAUAUGGAAGAUCUCUCUUUUCUCUUGUUCCAUACAAGAAUAUCAUUCCUCCUCCUCAGAAUAAUACACCAUUCGACCUAGGAAUAUGAGAUUCCUGAGCCUAUUCUCAGUCUCAGCCGCUGCUGCUGCUCUCGUCGCUGCAGAUACCGAGUUCUUUUUCUAUGGAUUUGGCCGUGCCGGUGUUGAUUCGUCGGCUGAUGCAGAGGGCGGUUGGAUCCUAGUUCCUUACAUAUUGGAACGCGGUAGCUUAAUGGCGAACUUCUCUAUUGGCACUCCUCCGCAAGAACUGAGCCUCGUUUUCGAUACUGGUUCUUCAGAGAUUUGGAUGCAUAGUGCAGCGUAUUGCGAGGCUGCUACAGAGUGCAUCGGUGGAGGUUUCAACGCCUCCGAAUCCACGACCGCUGUUGAGAUCGAGGAUAAGCUUUUCAGUCAAAGUUACGCAGACACAACACACGUCCGCGGUCACUAUGUUAUCGACACUUUCGAGCUAGGUGGUGCGUCGUUGUCAAAUCAGACGUUCGCUUUAGCCUCGACAGGAAAUGUCAGCAAGGGUAUCGUUGGCAUAGGCUUCGAGGCUAUAGAAACCACUAAGACUAAAUACCAUGGAAUUUUACACCACUUGGUAAACCAGGGCUACAUUGCUUCUAAGCUUUACUCGCUCUACACCAAUGGUGAAGAUGAAACUGGUAAUACCGUCUUCGGUAGUAUUCUCUUCGGUGGUAUCGACCGGGCAAAAUACGAUGGGGAUUUAGUAUCGUUGCCUAUUCAACCGAAUGCCAAAGGCCAUUACAGAGAUUUACAAGUCAAUCUUGAGUCUAUUUCAGUGGUGGACCCAAAUGGUAAGACAACCGCUUUCAAUGGGAGCAUCAACACCCCAUACGUUCUCGAUUCGGGAACAACUUAUAUGGUGCUUCCGACCCAGAUUGUGGAAAACAUCUAUGACUAUUUUGAUGCCGAGUACAACUCAACGUACGACAUCCAUGUUGUCAACAACUGUCUGGACUAUAUUGCCGAUUUACAGAAACAGGAGUUUGACAAUUAUACUAUCAACUUUGGCUUUGACGGUAUAACCCUCGAGAUGCCGUUGGAAAAUUUUCUCUCGCCUAUUACGGAUGAUUGCGCCACAUGCAAAAUACACGUGCAUUCUUCUGAUAAUUACGCUAUUCUCGGAGAUGCAGUUCUUCGCGGCGCCUACGUGGUCUAUGAUUUUGAAAACUAUGUCAUUUCUUUAGCUCCGUCGAAACUAGAUGUUGAGGAAGAAGAUAUUGUUGCGGUUCGAAGCGGCAAAAAUGGGAUUGCUGAGGCAGUUGCUUCCUAAAUAGGGUCCUUUUCUAUCCUUAUCUUUCGCCCGGUGCUGUCAUUGUGCAUGUAUUUGACUGCUGGGAGAAUUGGGUGGGAGAUAUCUGGGAUUAUGGCCAUGAUUUGAUGAGAUGUUCCAAUUGUUGCAAAAUUUGAAUAAUGUUUUUGAUUGGCAAUUACGAGCUUAAACAUACAGUAGACAGA
Molecule: messenger RNA, 1512 nt
Organism: Myxozyma melibiosi
Lineage: Eukaryota; Fungi; Ascomycota; Lipomycetes; Lipomycetales; Lipomycetaceae
Product: aspartic peptidase domain-containing protein
Exons: 1
Coding region: 95-1327 (410 amino acids)
Biological process (GO): proteolysis
Molecular function (GO): aspartic-type endopeptidase activity
Source: RefSeq, a predicted model, not a curated record